Molecule: messenger RNA, 1950 nt
Organism: Tripterygium wilfordii
Lineage: Eukaryota; Viridiplantae; Streptophyta; Magnoliopsida; Celastrales; Celastraceae
Product: protein KAKU4-like
Exons: 10
Coding region: 136-1773 (545 amino acids)
Biological process (GO): nuclear membrane organization
Cellular component (GO): nuclear envelope
Source: RefSeq, a predicted model, not a curated record
GACGCAAUUGGCCACGUCACCGACAAAAGCAAUUACAUUAACCGCUCCUAACAGAUCCCCCCUCAAAACUCUGCCUCUCAGGACCACCAAAUCUCCAUUCACAACGUCCCUCUCUCUCUCUCGACAACGAUCUUCAUGGGAUCCGCUUCCAGGCCCCGUCCCGGAGCCGGAGGCAAAAUGGUCCGACUCAGGCGUCGUGCGGCUCCAAUUACUCCUUACCACCGCCCUCGAUUGUUGCCCUACUCCCAAGAACGAAACCCUAGUUGGAUCUCCAGGAUCAUUUUAUCUCCUACUCGCCUAAUUGCUACCGGCGCCGGCAAGGUCCUCUCCACUGUCUUCGGCCCUGACCCUGAGUCCUCCUCCUCAUCUUCUUCCUCUUCCUCUGCCACCGAUUCCACUUCCGAGGAUGAUGUUGAUGAUGCCAAACAUGAUGAUGAUCUCUCUUCACUUGGUGCUGACAGAAUGAAUAAGAAGAACUGGAAAUCCCAAUUGAUUGAGUCCUUCCAGGGCAAGCCUCAACCGGUUGAGUGGAAGAGCGAAAACAAGCGUGUAAUUGAGCAGCUUGUUAUGCAGGAAACUUUCUCAAGGGAAGAAUGUGAUAGGCUGACACACAUUAUCAAUUCUAGAGUUAUAGAUUCUCCUGGCGUGGCAAACACUCAGGAAGAGAUAGAAAACAGAACAGUUGACAGCGCAAUAAUGGAGGCACAAAAAUGGCUAGAGGAGAAGAAAUCAGGAUCAACUUCAAUGUUAGAAUUGGAUCCGGGAACCACUGCUGUGAAGUCUGCUUUGUUGCCACAAGUUAUUGGCAGUGAAGUGGGUUCACCUGUGGAUAUGGCGAAAUCCUACAUGCAAUCACGUCCUCCAUGGGCUUCUCAAUCUUCCAACCAUUUUAAAUCUCCUUUGCCAUUAGCGGUGCAGCUCUUUAAGGAAGAAACAUCAUAUUCAGUGGGUGGAAACUCUGUGUCCUUAUCCAAGGUAUCACAUCUAAAAAGAGAUUCCUCAGCCAGUGGUUCAUGGAAUAUUCUGGAAGAAAUUCGAAGAGUGAGAUCUAAGGCAACGGAAAUGAGAACUCCCCCUUCAUCCAAAAAUGAUUGGUCUGGAUUUACUUCGGAUUAUAAAACUACCCCUACAGCUUUGUUUGCUGACAAUCUAGAAGGUGGUAUGAGAGAAAAAAUGCACGACUCUUCAAAAUCAGGUGAUGGAUUGAGCUUGGACACUCGAGUGAAUACUCCUGAGGGGUUCCUUGGUGCAGAAGAUAUCAAGGUUGUAUCACACAGUGAUAAUGGUAAUGCUGUUGUUGAUGGUCUUAAGGACACUAAUGGGACAGGCCAACUCUCAAGUCUUGUAGUGGGGGAAGCUAUUCAAGAUUUAAGGUUACAUGAAGGGAAUGGUUCACUCUUGAAAGAAGCUACCAGAGCAAGCGAUGCUUUUGCUUCUAAUGGUUGCCCUUCCUUCAUAUCCAGUCCGUGUGCAGGAUUAGAUAAAGAGGAAAAUCCUGUGCCAUUUAAUGAGGAGCAGAUUUCAGUUGAUCCUGGCUAUGACAAAGAAAUUGAAGGGGCUUCAGUCAAAGAGACCUGUGAGAUUUUAAGUGAAGCUUCAGUUGAAGUCGUAGUCGUGAAUGAAAAUGACAGCGUUGUUCCUGACUCUCAAAAUAGCUCUAGCUUGCACAAUGAUGAGUGGUUGGAGAACCUUGUGCAGCCAAAUCCAAAACCCAGCUCGGUGGGAAGGAAAUUGAGCAGAUACGACCGGAGGGGCAGGGGACAAGGUAAAUGAUGCUAAGUUGUGCUUUUGUUGUCCCCGCCUGUAGAAUUGAUUGUAAACUAGCCUAGGAAAAGGGUAAGGAAAAAAAAAUAACUGCAAGAGAGCAUUUGUUUCUUUCUAGUGAAAUUGCUAGUUAGGAGAUUAUGUUUGUCACGUGAUUCUUCUUUCUAGAAACCUUUGAAGAAGUUA